Molecule: messenger RNA, 840 nt
Organism: Miscanthus lutarioriparius
Lineage: Eukaryota; Viridiplantae; Streptophyta; Magnoliopsida; Poales; Poaceae
Source: the annotation of a GenBank genome assembly
AUGGCGGGGAUCGUGGUGGUGUUCGACUUCGACAAGACGAUCAUCGACAUGGACAGCGACAACUGGGUGGUGGACAACCUCGGCUUCACGGAGCUGUUCGAGCGCCUCCUCCCCACCAUGCCCUGGAACACCCUCAUGGACACCAUGAUGGGUGAGCUGCACCAGCGCGGCAGGACCCUGGGCGACGUCGCCGAGGUGCUGAGGGCGGCGCCCAUCGACCCGCGCGUGCCCGCCGCCAUCAAGGCCGCCUACGCGCUGGGCUGCGACCUGCGCGUGCUCAGCGACGCCAACGCCUUCUUCAUCGAGACCAUCCUGGAGCACCACGGCCUCCGGGGCUGCUUCUCCCAGAUCAACACCAACCCCAGCCACGUCGACGCCGACGGCCGCCUCCGCAUCGGGCCCUACCACGCCGCCCCGCACGGCUGCGGCGUCGGCACCUGCCCGCCCAAUAUGUGCAAGGGCCAGGUGCUGGACCGCAUCCUCCGCGAGGCGUCGGCGGGGUCGGCCGCCGGGACCGGGAGGAAGCGCGUCAUCUACCUGGGCGACGGCCGCGGCGACUACUGCCCGUCGCUGCGGCUGGCGCGGGAGGACUUCAUGAUGCCGCGCAGGGGUUACCCCGUGUGGGACCUCAUCUGCGAGGACCCCGCGCGGCUGCAGGCGGAGGUGCACCCGUGGGCCGACGGCGCCGAGAUGGAGGAGACGCUGCUGCGCCUCGUCGGGAGGGCGCUCGUGGAGGAGGCCGCGCUGCUGCCGCCGCUCGACUGCAAGCUCGAGUCCACCAUGCCCGUUGCCGCGCAGGACGCCGGCAUGCCCAUCAUGCCGCUCGGCGUCAAGAACUGA